AUGGCUUGGACGAGAAAUAGAAGUGCUAGCCUUGGAAAAAAAAGAAAUGCUUUAUUGGAGCAGUUAAGUUUUCUAGAGGCGGUGGAACAUGAACGACGUGUUCUUACCAGCAAUGCAAGUGAAAAAAAUGAUCAUAUUAAAGAAAUUAAUAGUAGCAACUCUAAUAAUGAAGCUAUGCAUGAUGAGAUAAUAAAUUCGGAGUCUAGAGACACUAUUGAAAACAUUUCUACUUCCGAUUUAAAACAAAAGGACUACGGUGCCGAACGUCAAGCUUCAAAAAGAUCGAAAGAUAUUUGCUUUGAUAUACUCAAACACACACAAAAAAAUAAUGAUGCAUCAGACUAUCUAAUUAAACAGAUUACUGCGUCUCUUUCUAUGCAACCUGCAGCUCCCGAAGAUGAAAUCGAUUUACUUUUCAAGAGCUUUGCAACGACUAUAAAAACUUUUCCACCCCCGUUAAAAGCCGAAACAAAAAGUAAGAUUUUCCGAAUAAUUUCAGAUGCAGAACUACAGUUACUGCAUUUCCAGAAUACUUUGGGUAAUUACAUUAAUUACAGGUACAACAUUUUAGAGAUGAAAUUCAGGUAG
Molecule: messenger RNA, 588 nt
Organism: Anthonomus grandis grandis
Lineage: Eukaryota; Metazoa; Arthropoda; Insecta; Coleoptera; Curculionidae
Exons: 3
Coding region: 1-588 (195 amino acids)
Molecular function (GO): DNA binding
Source: RefSeq, a predicted model, not a curated record